CUUACGCAACGAACUUUCCGUCGAAAAACGAAAGAAGAAGUUGACGUCGAUCGAGAAUAUUUGUUUUACGAUGUUAUUGGAGUUUUUAUAUAAAAAUGGACUCAAAAUAUACAUAUUUUUCAUUAUAUAAUUUUUUUUAUAUUUUUCCCCAUUGAAAAUAGUCUCUUCAGCGCUUUUUAGAAAAGAAAACCACAACACGCUUUACAAGAUGUUCCAUGACACUGAACGAGGAAUCAUGGCGUCAACAUCCUCGAUGUCUGGAAAUUCAAACGUCCAUAAACAAUUACGCGUGGAGACAGAGAGGACCCCAGAUAAAAAUUCCAAGAAAGAUUCAACAGAGCGUGAAAAAACCCCUGAACCGUCCACGUCGAGUGUGUCACCGAGUGGUAAACAAGACUCUUCAGAAAGAAAAAGGAAAUUCGAACCUAGCGAGGCAGACAUAAAAGCAUACAAACACAAAAGGGAAAAACAAGAAGAGGAAAGAUUGAAAAUGCAAGUGUUGGUGUCAAACUUUACAGAGGAGCAGCUGAACAGAUAUGAAAUGUUCCGUCGAGCAGCCUUUCCAAGGGCAGCAAUCAAAAGAUUGAUGCAGUCCAUAACUAGGACCAGCGUGUCCCAUAACGUGGUUAUUGCUAUGGCUGGCAUAGCAAAAGUUUUUGUUGGUGAAGUCGUGGAAGAAGGUAAGCAUGAUAUUAAAGAUAUUUUGCUUCUCUUAAGACAUAACUGUGUGUGUUUGGGAAGGGGGGAUGUCGACAUGGUUGUUAAACACUUUUAUCAGGUCCCAUCAGCCUUUAGAUGGAGUAUUUGCAAUUCCUUUAUGAUGAAAAAUUCACGUGGAAUGUUUACGGGCCCAACACUGAAGAAUUGACCCCUUUUACGUAUUCUCAUAUAGGGGAGAUUUAAAUUUGUUCAGGCCGUGACCAUCUGGGUAGGCAGGGCUACAUUAGGAGUAUACAGUUUUACAGAGAGAGGGAGAGAGGAUCUCCUCUUCUCAAGAACCACAAGGAUACUUCAUGUCAAUUUUGAUAUGCAAAUAUCCUAUUGUACUGUGGUGUAGAAGUAAGUUAUCUAUAUUCUCAACAUGACCCCUGGGCCAUAGCAGGACCUCAAUUAUGUGCUUUUAAAAUUCCUGCACAAACUUGUAAUUAAAACACCAUAUAGGGGUGUAUUCUGCAUGAAAACGAUAUUGACUUCACAUAAGUGCUUUGUUUUAAUUUUUCAAAGCAAAAUAUUUAAUGAAAUACCCACAACUCACAAAAAUAAAUAAUUCUGGAUUGAUCUUGAUUUAAUUCAAAGUUGAUAUUCACCAACAGCACACCUUUUGAUCCGAAAAAUCUCUCGUGCAAAAUUUAUUUGUAUUGAUAGAUUUUGAUAGGUUGCAGUCACUUUGUGGAUUGAAGGUCAUGUUUUACAUGAAUUCUAUGACUAAAUUUGAAAAAAGUGGUAAUCUCUUCAGAAAACCAGACCGAUACCGGUUUUGUCUCGUAUAGAAUUCCACAAGCUGACGUUUUGGUGGGGAAAUCUUGGCACGUCGCGAUGGUAUAAAGAUUUAAUUUAUCAAAUAAUAACAAUUUUAUUUCAAUUUAUUCUACUUUAUUUUUAAACACACCACAGGGCUGAUAUAGCUAAACAUGGUCUUAGUCCUUUUUUCAUGGGAAUGAAUUGUAAAAUUCUUUGAAAAUCUUUUUCACAAGAAUUAUAAGGUACGUAUGUAACAUCGAUAUGUUUCCAUUUUCAUGUUCAGCGUUUGAUUUAAUGCAACUGCACAGGUGAGCUAUAAGGCUCAUGGAUAUCUUGAUAUGAUAGGGGGAGGGGGUGGUCUGACAAAAAUCCAAUAGGCCCUAGACAGACUCCAUUUGAUGAGAUGUGGAAUAGAUAUUUUCAUAAACCUUUAUUAGUAAAAAGGACAUGUACUCUACUAGAUCAAAUUCAUAUAUAUGUAUGCGCAAAAAGUCAGUGAAAUUUGCACAUUUCUCUCUUUUGUAGCUUUUAUUGUCACAAACCAAUCAUUUAUAUCUGAACUACUAUUGCAUUGAACAUGAAAACAAAUGUAGUUGCAAAUAAAAUGUGUUUCGUUUUCAAGAAAAUAAAUACACAGAAAAAUGAAGGCAUAACUUGUCCUCUUCAUUUGUUUGAUAACUAUUUAAUUAUUUUGUAUAUUGUUAUCUGAAUUAUUUUCAUCCCCUCACAACAAGGCUACCAUUCAUGUUUGUAUGUGUGUGUGUGUUACAAUUUACAUGUAGGUAUGUUGUAUGUUAUUUUGUGAGUGAGUGAUUGAGUUACCAUGUGGACAAAAUUUUCAGAAAAUUGUAGGGAGUCAUCAGAAUUUGUGUACUUGUUCCCACUGAAGGGAAUUCCUCCUUUGUGCAGGAUUCAAAUGAAGUAGUAGAACUGGGAGUCAUAAAAGUUUGCAUACUUAUUCCUCCUCAUGGUGAUUUCACAAACUCUAUCAAUUUUUAGGGUCAAAGGUCAAGGUUAUUUAUGGAAUUCCUUGAAAUACAUGUGAGCAAGUUUCAGAUAAAUCUACAGAUUUGAGUUAUCAAACUUGCAUACUUGUUUCCCACAGUGGGUUUUUAAACAAUAGUUUAUUUUCAGGGCCAGGGGUUUAUGUUCAAAGCUUCUGAAUGGAUAUAUUUAUUUGGGUCAUGAUAUCAUCUAUGAUGAUUUAAUUCUGUGAUAAAUGAGUGUGACUAUACUUUUUCGCAAGGGAAUUUUUCAUUUAUUGAUGCUCAUUUUUAAAUAGAUGUACAUGUAUAUCUAAGUACAUGUAUAUGGUUUAAUGAUUGCAUGAAGGUCAUGUAAUAAUAUUAUAUAAAAUUUCAAAUAUACAGUACAUGUUUAUAUGGUAUAAAUUAUUUGUAGCACUGGACAUCAUGGAGAAGUGGAAGGAGACUGGUCCAAUACAGCCAAAACAUCUACGAGAAGCUGUGCGCAGAAUUAGGAAAAGAGACAGUCUUUCCAAGCCAAAGAAAGUUUUACUGAACACGUGAAUACUUGAUGGUUGGAGAAUGGAAAUCGUUCAGAGGAUCUGGUGUUGUACUCUUCAUUCAUUUCACGUGUGUCUGUCUGAUUGUUAGACAAGACAGCACUGUUGUAUCAAUCUGAAUGACUCGUAUUUAAUGCCAUGUCAUCCUGACAAUGCUUUAGAGACUGUGUUUGUCGUCUGUAAUAUCUGUACUGAUACUGUGGCCAGUUCUGGGUGAGUGUUGAUCAGGUGUAGAACCGUGUACAUGUAAAAUACUUUAUAAGUGUGGGAUCAGGAACCAAAACUACAAAGUAUUUGAUUGGAAAUUAUCUUUAUUUUUUUUAUUGUUCUAAGUUCAUUAUGUCAAGCACACACAAACUGAAUUUGGAGAAUAUGUAUAUAUUUUUAUAAGCAUGUUUUCAAAUUACAUGUAUAAACAAAAAAAGGUGAAAUGGAUUUAUUAUGAUUUUAAGACAGUUCAAGGGAAAGUGUAUUUCUGUAUAAUUUUACAGAGCAGAUAACUCUUGAAACCUAGUUUGCAUUUUAUAUCUUGUAUUAAAAUCAAAUUUACAUGGAU
Messenger RNA from Ostrea edulis (European flat oyster), 3542 nucleotides. Its product is annotated as transcription initiation factor TFIID subunit 11-like. Bases 209 to 868 code for a protein of 219 amino acids. Gene Ontology annotation, cellular component: nucleus; transcription factor TFIID complex. Gene Ontology annotation, biological process: transcription initiation at RNA polymerase II promoter; RNA polymerase II preinitiation complex assembly. The record is from RefSeq and is a predicted model, not a curated record. NCBI's taxonomy places the organism in Eukaryota, Metazoa, Mollusca, Bivalvia, Ostreida, Ostreidae. Gene Ontology annotation, molecular function: transcription coactivator activity; protein heterodimerization activity. The transcript has 3 exons.